AAAGGGCUGUGUGAGAAAGAGAGGGAGGAGAAUGACAGGAAGAGACAGCAGGUGAGAAAACAAUGAGAUGAGUCUGGCAGAAGAGAAAGAAAUUGAGUUGGAAAGCAUUUGAAGACAUUCUGGAUUCUCCUAAUUGUGAGAUGGUUGUGACAGUGUUACUUAUAUCCAUGGUUAUGCUGACAGCUCAUCUGAUAAAUGGCCACCCCAUGGACAGACAUAUUACAGCCUUUCCUGGAGGAAAUUGCUCAGCUUUGUGUCCAGCAGGACAUUACUCGUUCAAAUGCAAUUGUCUCUCAUGUACCUCGGGUUUCUUCAAUAGUCAGGAGAACAGUGAGGAAAGCUGCCACCGCUGCUUCCAGAGCUGCAAACCUGACUUCUAUAUGGAGGUGGUGAAGAAGUGCACAAGCACAUCAGAUGUACAGUGUCGCUGCAUGGAUGGUUUCGUCUGUACAGAUAAAGAUAAAUACACAGGUCACUGUAAAAGAUGUGAAGCAAUAACAACACCCCCCCCAGACCAAUCCUACACCUCCAUUGUCAUCCCCUCUGUCGCCACUUCAUUCAUUCCCCCACAUCAUCUGAAGAUCUGGCGUGAUAAUGUAUUGGUUUGGAUUUUAAUUGGAUUAAUAGCAGUAAUGUCAUCAGUCAUCGUCCUUAUCGUCUUCUUCCGACUCUGCAGAAAGAAAGAAAAGGAAUGCUUUAAGCAGUUUGUCAGAAGAUGCUCGCUGGGAAAUCUAGAGAUUGAGAGUGAGACCACACCUCCCCCACGCCAACCAAUCGAGCAGCCUCAUGCCCAUGAGAUGCUGUCACAUGCCAGUAAACCCACCAGUCAUAACACAGACAGCUCUUUUCAUCAACCAACAAGCUCUGAACAGGCUGUGCCACCACCUGGCAAUUUAGGCCCUCUCCACAUCUACGGUCCCCAGACAGUUUUUGUUAGUUUGCUCAAUCAGUUUGGAUGGGAUGGAGGAGAGAAAAAAACACAUGAACUCCCAGAAGAAUCUAUAAAUCACAACAAUGUGCCGUGCCCUCAGUCUCCCCCCAUCCAUCUAUCUGAGGAGGAAAGGAGUAAAGAGAGCGAUUUCAUCUUCUUCCCAUCUCAAGAGCAAGGAAAGGAGUGCCAUAUAUCUAAAGAAGAGGUGCUGUGAGGGAUUAUGGAAAAGGAACGUCCGUUCCUUAUUCCAGACUUUUCAACUGCUGUGUGGUUUGUUUUAACUGAUGCUUCACGAGUACCCAGUAUUUAAACUCUAACCCCAGCACGUGGAUUUUGUCUUGAGAGCAGGAGGCUGCAUGAGGGAAAGACCAACAUUAUGGCUGACAAAAGUCUUGCGUAUGAGCUUAACAGUUCAUGACAUCAUUGAAAUAUCACCCAUACCUUCAUGCGUAACUCUUGUAAAAGAUCAGACUGGCAGGCAUGACCUUAUUGGAUGCUGUUGGUGAUUACAAUCAAUUUCAAAAGCAGGUCUUGAAUAACCCGCAGGCCCAAAUCUAUAUCUCAGCACCUCUCUGUCAAAGAGCUUUAAGGCCUAAGACACUCAGAAGACAUAAGAUAUCCCAUGUAUGAGAUAUUUAUGCAAAAUAAAGUCUUCAGUAGUGAAGUCAAUGUAACUGCACCCUGCUGAAAAGCUUAUGCCAAGAUCUUGAUAUUUAACAUUUUCCAUUGUUAAAUAAUACGUUUUUAUUUAUUUUUAGCUGUUAUUAAAACUAUUAUAAUUUGUCAUCAUUGUACUGACAGUUUUUGGUUCUCACAUGCUCAUGCAGUUUUUUAUUAGUCCCUGAUGGUUUAUGUUAUCACUCUUCCUCAUUUCUUUGGUUUUUGUGUGGCAGAUUUUGGAUUGUACCAAAAAAGCCCUGACAUUUCAUGACAUGAUGGUCUGGAAAUGUCAACACUGUUCAUACGUUCAACAACACAAACAACUCAAUAAGCACACCUCAGGAACACACAAAGCUAUUGUGUUAUGUUUAUAUGUUUUAUAUUUACUGAAAUGCAAAUUC
This is a messenger RNA of Xyrauchen texanus (razorback sucker), 1992 nucleotides long. RefSeq lists its product as uncharacterized. The transcript has 9 exons. Bases 141 to 1145 code for a protein of 334 amino acids. Gene Ontology annotation, molecular function: protein binding. Lineage: Eukaryota; Metazoa; Chordata; Actinopteri; Cypriniformes; Catostomidae. The record is from RefSeq and is a predicted model, not a curated record.